Molecule: messenger RNA, 2377 nt
Organism: Lepisosteus oculatus (spotted gar)
Lineage: Eukaryota; Metazoa; Chordata; Actinopteri; Semionotiformes; Lepisosteidae
Gene: trim101
Product: tripartite motif containing 101
Biological process (GO): axonogenesis; neuron migration; anterograde synaptic vesicle transport
Cellular component (GO): main axon
Molecular function (GO): zinc ion binding
Source: RefSeq, a predicted model, not a curated record
GUUUAGUCAUGUUAAUUGAAUCCUGUUCUUCUGAAAAUCAUCCUGCUGAAGUUCCAACACAGAGCACUUUCCCAUUUUCUCCCCUCCGUGAGCUGCUGUGAUGUCUCUUCCCAUGGAAUAUAGCUCCUUUCACAGGGACCAGACCAUGGACAGCCUGGAGCGACAGCUCAUUUGCCCCAUAUGUCUCGAGGUUUUCACAAAGCCUGUCGUCAUACUGCCCUGCCAGCAUAACCUGUGCCGAAAGUGCGCCAACGACAUCUUCCAGCCAUCUCUGUUUCAGGCGCGGGGCACGACAGUGGGUGCUGGGGGCAGGUUUAGAUGCCCCUCCUGUCGUCACGAGGUGGUUCUGGACAGACACGGGGUCUACGGCCUCCAGCGCAACCUGCUGGUGGAAAACAUCAUCGACAUCUACAAGCAGGAGUCCGCCAGCUCCAGACCCCUGCCCAAGGCCACAGGUCACCCUACCUGUGUGGAGCACGAAGAAGAAAAGGUCAACAUCUACUGCAUAUCCUGCCAGGUGCCCACCUGCUCUCUGUGUAAGGUGUUCGGCUCCCACAAAGACUGCCAGGUCGCUCCCCUGCCCGAUGUCUACAAACACCAGAAGUCCGAGCUCAGUGAUGGUAUUGGAUGUCUGGUCGCAGCCAAUGACCGUGUGCAGGCAUUCAUUAGUGAGCUGGAAGACACCUGCAAGAACCUGGAGGACAACUGCAAAAGCCAGAAGCAGACGCUGUGCGAGAAGUUUGAUCGCAUGUACGCCAUCCUGGAGGAGCGCAAGAAGAUCAUGCUGCAGAGGAUCACCUACGAGCAGGAGGAGAAGACCAGCCACACCCGCUCCCUGAUCAGGAAGUAUGGUGAGCACAUAGAUGCCAACUCCAAGCUGGUGGAGACCGCGCUGCAGUCCAUGGAGGAACCCCAGAUGGCCGCCUUUCUGCAGAGUGCAAGAAAUCUGAUUGAAAAAAUCACAGAAGCAACAAACGGCUCAACAGUGGAGACUCUGGACCCCGGCUAUGAGAACAUGGAUCACUAUAAGGUGGAUUUCAAUGCAGAGGAGAGGGUACUCUACCAGCUGGAUUUUGUAAAAGCUGAAGAGGAGCUGGAGGGGGUGGGUGAAGAGGAGCAGGAGCAGUGUGCUGGCGAUGAUGCAGAGGACUUGGGGCAGAAGAGCGCCGACCAGGGGGACACGGAGGACACCAAGGGACAGGCCGAAGACGUCAGAGACUCCAUGAAGGCGGACAUUUGUGACGCUGAGGGAGGCAGCGCGCAGCAGGAUGACCAAGAACUAUCACACGAAGAGCAUGAUGCAAAUGACUUGGAGAUACAGGGUCUCCUGGCAGAGGCCAGUGAGGAUACCAAGCUCUAUCCUGACUGGUAUAAAUCCAAUGCCUGGCAGGUAGUUAGCCCCACCUUGGGCCUGUCCAGUGAACCCCUGGACAACUCAAACACAAGCUCUCAGCCAAGGGGGGACCCUAAGCAGCUGUGGAUGGCCAGCAGUUUCAUCCCAGUAGGUGCAGAUGACACAACUGGGCCUGUGCAGAAAGAAGGGCUGGAAAGCACUCAGGACUUUGUGGCCCUGGGUGCUGAGAUGACUGGGGCUAGUGAAACACCUGCAAUUCAGCCCAGCACAGCUACCACAGCUACACAGAAUGACCAUGAAAGGCCGGCCCAAAUUCCUAACAGCGAGGAUCAGACAAGUCAAAGCACAGCACCUAUCAAUGAGCCUGUACGACACCUCUUUUCCUUUUCCUGGUUAAACGCACUUUCAAAAAAGAACAAAUAAAGUAUUAAAGGGACUCUUUGUUUUUGCUCUCUGGGCAGAGAACAAUUGAAAAUGUACUGAUGAAAGAAAAACCAAGGAGAGAGAUGUGGCUGUAGCUGAGUUGAUGUGGGUUUAUUGAGGAAAAACGUGAAGUUGUAAAAUGGUACUAUCAACACAGAAGAGAAUCAAGCACAUUUUGGUUAACUUAUGUGACUUGUGAAUGAAAGAAAAAAAGCAGAAUGUGGAAUAUUGUGUAGGAUGAAGUGGUUUUGUUGAUUUCAUGUCUUAAAAUUAACAUGCACUUUUGAUUAUUUGUAUCUUGAUUGCAUUAAACAUUCUUUUUUUAGCUGUAGCGAUAUAUUUAUAUAUAUCAGUGGUCUUUUAAACUCAUUAAUUAAAUGUUUUACUAUCUGAGCUCCAGCAUAAUUAAUGCCUGCUUUGAGCUCUAGUUUAUUUUAGCUACAAAGCUGUUACCAGCACAUUCAUGUUUAUUUCUGCUACAUUCAUGUCUGAAGGUGUUCCAUUGAAUUAGAUUAAAAUAGAAAUUGUUAUAGAAUUUUGCAGUAAAUUUGCAAUUGACAGGAAAAAGAAAACUGCAAAUAAAGAAAAAAUAGACUUUUG